CGUGUGUUGUGUGUGUGUGAGAGAGAGAGAGAGAGAGAGAUUGAAAACCCCAAACCCCAAAUUUCUCUCUCCACUCAAGCAAUUCAAUCACUCAAUUUCAUAUAAACCCGCAAUUGAAAUCGAGAAAUGUCAUCUACGUUCAGCGGCGAUGAAACUGCUCCGUUCUUCGGCUUCCUCGGAGCCGCUGCUGCCCUCGUUUUCUCCUGUAUGGGAGCUGCGUAUGGAACCGCGAAAAGCGGUGUUGGCGUGGCAUCCAUGGGAGUGAUGAGGCCAGAGCUGGUAAUGAAGUCGAUUGUUCCGGUGGUUAUGGCCGGAGUUUUAGGAAUUUACGGUUUGAUUAUCGCUGUCAUUAUCAGUACCGGAAUUAACCCUAAGGCCAAGUCGUAUUACCUUUUCGAUGGUUAUGCGCACCUCUCCUCUGGUCUUGCUUGUGGUCUCGCCGGGCUUUCAGCUGGAAUGGCUAUCGGCAUCGUCGGAGAUGCUGGUGUUAGAGCAAAUGCACAACAGCCAAAACUUUUUGUUGGAAUGAUUUUGAUUCUUAUCUUUGCUGAAGCUUUAGCUUUGUAUGGGCUCAUUGUUGGUAUCAUCCUUUCAUCCCGUGCUGGCCAAUCCAGAGCAGAAUAGAGAGAGUAAUAUCCUCUCCCUUUCACGAGGUUUGUUUGGUUUGCAGCAUUUCUUAUUCUCAGGUUAGUGAUGAUAGUUCAGAAGGUGAGGCUUUAUUUCUUUGUAUGCUUUUGCACGUUUUCGCCAUAGUAUCAUCAAGCGUUUUCUGGGCUGGUUGUAAUUUUGAGGGCAAUUCUCUAUCUGGAAUAAAGCUUCGUAAAUGUUGCAAGUGCAUUUGACUAUUAUUGCUGUAUUUUACUUACAAUUAGCAUAUAAACCAUUGCAACCAGUGCCCAUUUACGUGGGUUGAUAUUCAUUCAAUUUUACUACAUAUUUAAACCAUAAUUUGUGUAUGACUAAGCAUGGAU
Molecule: messenger RNA, 971 nt
Organism: Ilex paraguariensis (yerba mate)
Lineage: Eukaryota; Viridiplantae; Streptophyta; Magnoliopsida; Aquifoliales; Aquifoliaceae
Source: the annotation of a GenBank genome assembly